ACAGCGCAAUGGAACGACUUAUAUCACAUGACGCUUUGCAUUUAUAAUGAUAAUUUAUUUUUAAAUUCGCGUAUUUCAAAUACCCACAAUGAGACACAAGUAGAAUAAUAAAGUGAAUUAAAAACGUGUGUUAAAUCUAUAUCCGUGGCAUUCUUUAUCCGCUUUCACUUACUCUACAUUCGAAAUUAGUGUUGAUCUACAAGGUGAUUUUCUGAGUAAGUCGCGGAUUUCAAGAUUUUUUUUUCAAAUAAAGAAUACAGAAAAAAGUUUAAAUAUGAGUUUCGCAACGGAAGAAAAUGUCGAAGAAGUGGUACGACGAGAACCUUUCUGGGUUUUCGGCUACGGUUCCCUUUGCUGGAACCCUGGCUUUGAAUACCAGAAGUCAGUCACGGGAUAUGUAAAAGGAUUUUCUAGAAGAUUUUGGCAAGGGAAUACCACGCAUAGAGGAACCGAAUCAAAGCCUGGUCGUGUUGCCACUCUUAUAGAAGAUAAGGAGGGAGUGACAUGGGGCAAAGCUUUUCUUAUAGCAGCAGAAGAUAAUGCAGCGCUUCCUUAUCUCUCAACAAGAGAAUGCCAACUCGGAGGAUAUCGGAUUUACACGGUGAAUUUCCACCCCAAACCUUCAUUUUUCACGCCUUCUAGUAGCCAUAGCCAAAACUGCACAGAUAAAAAAGACGCUCUCCUAUACAUCGCCGUACCAGAAAACAGGCACUGGCUCGGAGCCGCUCCUCUACCUGAUAUAGCAAAACAAAUACUCGAAUGCCAAGGUUCUUCAGGAUCUAACGUAGAAUAUCUUUUGAGGUUAGCUGAUUUCAUGCGAGAAGAAAUACCAGAGGCCUUAGACGAACAUUUGUUUUCGUUAGAACGAUUGGUAAAGAAGUUUGCAGCUGAUAUGAGGAUAUGCUUGAGAACUCUAAUGGGUGAAGCUGAGAAAGCAGAGGAGAACAAACCUGAACCUCAAGCUGUCGUUCCGAGCUUCCAAUUCGCAUCCAGGAUUCCAGAUAAGAAAUUACGUUGCGUCAACAUGUGAUUUGCUAAUUGCCUUGAAGGCGUGAAAAUAUUUGGAGCGUAUUGGAAUGAGAUAAGUCAAAGGUACGAUCUAACCAUGACUUAGUAAGCAUCAAUCUGCAGUUACAUUUAAUGCUAAUUUUAGUUUUAGUUAAAUUAAAUUUUGAGAAGCUUUAAAAUGCCAAAAAUAGUCAUAUUAUGACUAUAUUUGCUACAUUAUUGUUAAUCGACUAUAUUGAAUAUGAUGUCAUUGUGAUUGUGAUAGUUUUAUUUCGAUUAAAUGACGAUGAUAUCGUCUUUAAAAUAUUAACAAUACAGUGAAUAUUGAUUUAAUUGAUUUCAAAAUAAUCGGACAUGUUAUGACUUGACACAGACAGUUUGAUGACCGGUUUGAAAACAUUAGAACGGAUGCGUUCAAUUUAAGUUCUGGAUAAUUUUUAAUAAAUAUUUUUUUCGUUGGAUAUAAUAUUCUGUGACCUGCUAUUUUUUUUAUUCAAAUAUCUAUUCUAUUUGUUUGAAAGUGUCAAUAAAAUUGAUGAGUGAUUAUAAAACGUAAUUUAAUUUUAGACCAAAAAUGAACUUUAAGUAUUAUGUUAUGAAUCUUUUCAGUCUAAUAAAUAAUAGGUUUUUGUUAAUGUAAUUUGAAUGUUUUUUGUUUGUUAUUACUUUUAUUUAUUGUCUGCGCUAAAAUUGUUUUAAUAUGCCUUUAUAAGAAUUGUAUCAAAUCUGUAAUAUAUAAUUAGAUAUAAAAUGAUUAGUAUAGCUUUUAUAAGAAUUUUGUAUAUCUGUCUAUGUAAGAUUCAGCCAUGUAUAAUAU
Molecule: messenger RNA, 1825 nt
Organism: Vanessa atalanta (red admiral)
Lineage: Eukaryota; Metazoa; Arthropoda; Insecta; Lepidoptera; Nymphalidae
Product: putative glutathione-specific gamma-glutamylcyclotransferase 2
Exons: 3
Coding region: 275-1030 (251 amino acids)
Biological process (GO): glutathione catabolic process
Cellular component (GO): cytoplasm
Molecular function (GO): gamma-glutamylcyclotransferase activity; glutathione specific gamma-glutamylcyclotransferase activity
Source: RefSeq, a predicted model, not a curated record